This is a messenger RNA of Thermochaetoides thermophila DSM 1495, 1698 nucleotides long. RefSeq lists its product as uncharacterized. The transcript is spliced from 2 exons. NCBI's taxonomy places the organism in Eukaryota, Fungi, Ascomycota, Sordariomycetes, Sordariales, Chaetomiaceae. The record is from RefSeq and is a predicted model, not a curated record. The coding region runs from base 1 to 1698 and encodes 565 amino acids.
AUGAGCUGCCCGCGCCUCGGCUGGCGUCUCGCGCGCCAAUUGAGAUGUCAUGAAGCAUGCUUAACAGGGCUUGAAUCAUCGAGACAAUUCUCGACGACCGCGUUGCGUCUCUCGAAAUCUUCAGACCCAGAGACUUCAUCUUCAUCUUCAUCUUCGUCUUCGUCCUCAUCAUCCUCCCCUGACUCUCCCGACUCCUCACAACCCGAAAAACCCAAAUCCCUUUUUCAAAUUCUCUUUGAAGAAGCCUCGCUCGAUCUACACAGGCCAACACGCCCCCGGCGAACAGCGCCCCGAGCGCCCAAGCCGCCCCCUCCACCAACUAUUCGCCAACCCUUUCCCUCCGAACCGUCCCCAGAUGAGCAAGACCCCUCGAAGAUGACGACGCUGGGCGAGGAACUCGUCAAUUGGUUCACCGAGAUUGAUCCCGAUCUCCGACAUGCGGAACGCUCAGCUCAGGACUUCACUGAGGGAGGGAAGACAGUGCUUGUGAUUAACAGCGUGUCAAGGUCGCUGGUUGAGUCGGAUUUUUAUAGGCUCUCACCACAGGGCCAGCAUAUGGAUGGCUGGACGAGCGGUCUUACGAAGGUCAUCCAAUCCCACUCGCCCUUCACCCGCGAGCCCCGAGGCCAGUACUUCCUCUUCUUCGACACGCGCGGCGCAGCUCAAGCCUACGCCGACGAACUCACCCGUCGCUGUCGCCAAGCACGCCGAUCCCUCGAACCAAAAGCUUGGCCCGAUUUCGACUUCAGCGGCGAUGUCGCGCCCUCCGACGCCUCGUCUGACCCGUCCGAAAACAUCUUUACUCUCCUCCCUCCCACCGCACCCCUCGACUUCGUCAUUCUCUCCCCCGAAGAACUCAUCUCCUACAUCAACGAGGCCAAACGUAAUUCCUAUCCAGGCCGCCCCCCUGAUGAGCAGGACCCCGAGCAGCAGGAGCAAUGCCAACGGCAGCACUCUGUGCCCAAACUACCCCCCAACGCACCUCUCUACCUUCAAGAACAAGCCGAACAACGCCUGCUUCUUCCAGAAACCCUCGCCCAAGUCGCCUCCGUCCCCGACCUAGUGACGAACCACCUCCGCUCAGUAAUCACGCCCCCCUCCGAGCCAGCCGGCUCAGCCGUAACCCAAAAGCAAUGGCUCCCUCCCGGUCAUCGGGUGCUCGUCAAACUGACGGGGAGCAAACUCUCCCUUUCAGCGAUGUACGAAGCGAUUGCUGCAGACGGUAAAGAGCGUAACCUGCCGUGGAGGCUGAUCAAACGGCAGGGGCCGAAAUGGAACGUCAUUUGGCCCGUGCAGGGCCUUAGAGCGGGUAGUUCGCCGAUGGCUGUGCGGGGUGAGAGCGCCGCCGAGGCGCGCGCUCUCGCGCGAGGGAAAUGGAAGCCUGAUCCGGCUACCAUCCCAGACAGCGAAAUAGAAGACCUGCCUCCGCUUCCGGAUCCGGUAGAGGGGGAGCCCGUCAACUGGGAGGCUAUCAAGGAGCGGGAGAGGAGGAAGCUGGAGAGGGCGAAGCAAAUUGCGAAGGAGAAGGCGGAGUGGUGGAGGCAGGAGCGGGCGCAGAGGACCGCGUUUUCAAAGUUUGUAUUGUCAUUUGAGGAUGGCGCGGAGGCGAGGAGGUUUGCGAGGUGUUGGAAUGGGAGGGAGUUGUGGGAUGAACGGACGGAGAGGGUCGUGAGGGUCGAAGCGGUGGCUUUGUGGUAG